AUGGUCAGGCGUGGCUGUCCAGUCCUUCUUCUCCAUCUCUUCAGCGUCUUUGCACAGACAGGAGGUAGUAUUCAGGAUCUCCUGUAUCCAUAUGGACCAGCCCAUAGAGAUCUAGAGACCCCCAAGAUGGACGAUGGAAGUUCUCCUGAAAUCACUCUGCUCAUCCCCUUCAUUUUCUUCAAUAUCGCCUACCGUUCAAUCUAUGUUAACAACAACGGUGUGAUCUCCUUCAACGUGCAGGUGAGUCAGUUCACACCGGAGGCCUUUCCUCUGAGCGACAGCAGAUCCUUCAUCGCUCCACUGUGGGCCGAUGUGCACAACGGUAUCCGUGGAGACGUCUACUACAGAGAGUCCACCGAGCCCGAAAUACUGGAACGGGCAACACAAGACGUCCGCAAGUACUUCAAAAACAUGCCCACCUUCACCGCCACCUGGGUUUUUAUCGCAACAUGGCACCAAGUCACCUUCUACGGAGGCAGCCAGACCACACCGGUGAACACAUUCCAGACUGUCCUGAUCUCAGAUGGCGUGGCCUUCUUCAGUAUGUUUAACUACGGCGAAAUCACAUGGAGCACAGGUACAGCCAGCGGAGGAGACCCUUUAACAGGACUGGGAGGGACCACAGCUCAGUCAGGUUUUAACGGCGGGGACAUCGGUCAUUUCUUCAACCUGCCUGGAUCGCGGUCCAACGACGUCGUCAACAUUGAACAAACGACCAAUGUCAAUCUUCCCGGACGCUGGUUGUUCCGCAUCGACACCGAGCUCAUAGACCCAGCCAACGGCUGCAGCUACAACGGUCGGUACUACAGACGGGGGGAAGUGUUCUGGCUGUCGGACCAGUGUUCUCAGAGGUGCCGCUGUCUGGACCUGGAUAAUGAAGUGCAGUGUCAGGAGGCUCCGUGCGGACAGCUGGAGACCUGCGAGCACCAGGAAGGAGCCUUCUACUGCCAGCCCACCCGCACCAGCACCUGCGUGGUGUUCGGGGACCCGCACUACCACACCUUCGACGGCUUCCUCUAUCAUUUCCAGGGAACCUGCUCCUACCUGCUGGCCCGGCCCUGCUGGGAGGUCAGCGGACUGCCCUUCUUCAGCGUGGAGGCCAAAAAUGAGAACCGUGGAAUGGCGACGGUGUCCUGGCUUCGAGACGUCACGGUGGAAGUGUACGGCCAUCGAGUCACGUUACCCAAAGGCAGCCUGGGAACAGUCCAGGUGGACGGUUUGAUGAAGACGUUGCCGGUCCAACUGAAGCUCGGUGCCAUCAAAGCCUACCAGUCUGGGGUGGCCGUUGCCUUGGAAACAGACUUCGGACUCUUGGUGACCUAUGACGGACAGCACUACGCCUCCAUCUCGCUGCCCAGCUCCUACUUCAAUAACACUUGCGGUCUUUGCGGGAACUAUAACGAUGACCCGGCCGACGACCCGGUGCUGCCGGACGGUUCUCUGGCGGAGAGCGUGGUGGAGCUGGGGGGGGGCUGGCGGGCCGAGGACACCGACUGGAGGUGCACGGACGGCUGCGCUCACAACUGCAGCGUGUGCGAUCCCGCUACAGAAGCCUUUUACUUUCGGCCAGACUACUGCGGACUCAUCAACAAAACCGACGGUCCGUUCAGGGACUGCCGCGCCGUGGUCGACCCCACGGCGUUCGUGUACAGCUGCGUUUAUGACAUGUGCAGCAACAGGGACAACAUCACCACGCUGUGCCAGGCCAUCCAGGCCUACGCUCUGGCCUGUCAGGCACUGGGGGUCACCAUCCGGUCCUGGAGGUCCCGCAACUUCUGUGCAUUAACGUGUCCAGAGUUCAGCCAAUACCAGAUCUGCACCACGGCAUGCCCCGCCUCCUGCUCAGACCUCACCUCUCCGCUCUACUGCACCCACCCGUGCACAGAAGGCUGCCAGUGCGACCCCGGCUUCGUCCUGAGCGGCAGCCGCUGCGUGCACCAGGAAGACUGCGGCUGCGAGCUCAACGGCCUGUACUACCCCCGCAACGCCACCUUCUGGGCGGGACCCGGCGGAGAAGAAGGGGAGUGCACCCUCCGCUGCACCUGCGGCCUCGCCGGAGAAAUCACCUGCUUCAACUCGUCCUGUAAAGAGGGUGAAGUGUGCGUGGCGGAGGUGGGCUUAUUAGGAUGCUACCCCCGCAGGGAGGGGCUGUGUUCCUUCACCCAGAACGCCAUGACCUCCUCCUUCGACGGAACCUUCCUCCAGUUCCCGCUGGACAGUUCCUUCUACCUGGUGAAGAUGUGCGGUGCGGUGCCGGUGAACGGCUCGGUGCUGGAGGUGAAGAUGGGCCGACAGCUGAUGAACAAAGGCCCCGCCUGGAAAAGACCGGUGGUGGUGACCGUGGCAAACAUCGAAGCACAAGUGGGAGGGGCCGACUUUGAUUCAGCCAAGGUUAACGGUGAAGCGGUGGCGCUCCCGUACGUCUCGCCGUCGGAGACCAUGAUGAUCUACCGAGCGCCGGGCAACGCCACGGUGGUGGAAGCCCGCGGUCUGCUGCGCGUCCACUACACGCGCCAGGGCCUGCUCAACAUCUCCCUGUCCACCAUCUACUACAACGUCACCUGCGGUCUGUGCGGGCUGUUCAACGGGAACGCCACCGACGACCUCCGUCUGCCCAACGGACGCCUGGCCGAGUCCUCCGAACAGUUCACGGAGGGCUGGAGGGCCAUCGCUGACGACCUGUCCUGCAACGGCGACUGCGAAGACCUGUACCAGACGUGCACGGACCUGCGGCUGUACCAGAGCUCCUGGAUGUGCGGGAACAUCAAUGACCCCGGGAACAGCUCUUUCCUGGCGUGUCACACGGUGGUCAACCCGUCGCCGUUCUUCCGCAGCUGCCUGUACAACAUGUGCGUACGGGAGGGGAACCGCUCCGUCAUGUGUUCGUCACUGCAGGCGUACGCCACCGCCUGUCAGGACGCACACGUGGGCCUGAGCGCCUGGAGGAGCGCCACCAACUGCCCUCUCCCCUGUCCAGAAAACAGUCAUUUCGAGGAGUGCACCAGCUCGUGCCCUUUGACCUGUACUAACCUGGAUGAGCCGGACGAGCCCUGCCCCCUCCCGUGUCACGAAGGCUGUCAGUGCGAGGACGGCUUCGCUCUGCGGGACGGACGCUGCGUGGCUCGGAGCGACUGCGGCUGCGUGAGCCAAGGGCGGCAGCUGUCCACCAACCAGACCUUCUGGACCGACUGGGAGUGCCGGGAGCGCUGCUACUGCAACGGCUCCGACAACAGCGUGUACUGCGAGCCGGCGCCGUGCCGCCCGGAGGAGUACUGCCAGGAGGACGACGGCCUUUACUUCUGCACGCCCAGGACCGAGGCGCUGUGCGUGGCGGCGGGCUACGGACACUUCCUGCCCUUCGGAGGCGUUCCCUUCGAGCUGCAGAGCUCCUGUACGCUUCAGCUGGCCACCACCGGCUGUGACCCGCACAACACCGCCUUUCCGCCGUUCAAACUGGCGGCACGGAACGAAGACCGGGACACGGGACAGGCCAUCUGGGUGAAGGGCUUCGUACUGGAGGUGUACGAGUACGAGAUCGAAGUGACGCGCAACUACAAAAACACUGUGACGGUGAAUAAAGAGCGUCUGUAUCUUCCUCUAAAACUGGGUCCAGGGAAGGUCAGCGUCUUCACCCUGGGUCUGCAGCUCGUCCUGGAGACAGACUUCGGCCUUAAAGUGGCCUUCGACUGGAACACCCUCCUCCUGCUGACUCUGCCCCGGAACCUGUAUAACGCGUCAUGCGGCCUGUGCCAGGGCGUGCCGGCGUCCCCGCCCACGCUGACCACGGCGGACUGGGGCCUGUCCUGGGCCGACAGGGACACCUUCUGUCAGGUGGGCUGCGGGGACGCCUGCCCCCGCUGCGGUCUGGGAGACAAAAGCGUGCUGGACGACGUCCCUCUCAUGGUGUCCGACGCCAACGCCGACACCGGCGCCGACGACGGGCCCGACCGGGUCAACGCGGGCAUUCGCUUCCACGUGGGCGACGGCCUGUACGUGUUCGUGGAGCCGGAGGCGGUCAGGCUGUGCGGGCUCAUCGUGGACCGAGGAGGCGUGUUCGCACGCUGCCACAGCAAGGUGGCGCCGGCGUUCUUCUACCAGAGCUGUCUGCAGGACACCUGUGUGGACCAGGGGGCCCAGGACACCAUCUGCAACUGGCUGCAGAUCUACGCCAGCACCUGCCAGACCCAAGGAGUCCCUGUGAGCGGGUGGAGGAGCGACAGUCCAUGUGUCCAGAGCUGUCCUCCUAACAGUCAUUACUCCAGCUGCAUGUCGGUGUGCCCGCCCCAGUGCGCCCCCGCCCGCGGCCAGAGGGACUGCAGCCUGGACUGUGUGGAGGGCUGUCAGUGUGACCAGGGGUACGUCCUGAACGGGAAGAGCUGCAUCCUACCCCAGAACUGUGGAUGUUAUACUGACGGAAAGUACUACGAGCCCAAACAGUUAUUCUGGAACAGCGACUGCACCAAACGUUGCCAGUGCAUCGGUCGGAACCUGGUCCAGUGUGACCCUCGCCGCUGUAAGUCCGAGGAGGAGUGCGUCCUGCGCUAUGGCGUGCGGGGCUGCUUCGCGCGGCCUCUCAGCAUUGCGUGGCUCGGGGGGCGGAGUCUUUCGACCUUCGACGGGGCGUCCCUGCGCCUCCCCGCCUCCUGCUCCUUCGUCUUAUCCACCAACUGUCACAAACUUCCAGACCUGUCCUUCCAGCUCAUCGCCAACUUCGACAAAUGGAGCACGCCCAACCUGACCACCAUCUCCCAUGUUUACCUGUACAUCAACGAGGAGAACAUCCUCAUCUCUGGAAGCACCAUCAAGGUCAACGGGACUCCGGUGUCUGUCCCCUUUCUGACCGGCCUGAUGACCCGUCUGACCACGUCAGAAGGCUUCAUUGUCAUCGACACGCCUCUG
This is a messenger RNA of Sphaeramia orbicularis (orbiculate cardinalfish), 4899 nucleotides long. It is a transcript of the gene tecta, whose product is annotated as tectorin alpha. The annotation marks the transcript as partial. The transcript is spliced from 14 exons. Gene Ontology annotation, biological process: cell-matrix adhesion. Lineage: Eukaryota; Metazoa; Chordata; Actinopteri; Kurtiformes; Apogonidae. The record is from RefSeq and is a predicted model, not a curated record. Gene Ontology annotation, molecular function: protein binding.